AUGCAGUCCAAGCUCUGUGGUGUCGCUAUCGUCAUGAUAGCCUUUUCCGGCGUCGUAGCCAGCCCGAUUGCAAUGACGGAAUAUCGACUUGAUAGUCGUGCCGAGCAGUUUGAAAACGUUCUCGAAGACAAGCAAGACCUUGGAAUUGGGGGGGCUCCUGACAUUUCAGGAUCUUCAGCCAUUCUCAGAGCCCACAUCAUGGCUAGACAAAGCUUGGGAGGAGGCUCUGCCGGUGGUGGUACCGGAGGAGGAGCCGCUGGAGGCACAGGAGGAGGCUCCGUCGGUGGUGGCACUGGCGGUGGUGGUGCUGGAGGCACAGGAGGAGGUUCCGUCGGUGGUGGAACUGGUGGAGGCGGUGCUGGAGGGUUAGGAGGAGGUUCCGUCGGUGGAGACAGGAUGCAGGAGGAGGUGGCUCAGCUGGUGGAGGCACUGGCGGAGGGGCUGCUGCAGGCACUGGCGGAGAAGGUGGUGGAGGCGCGGCUGGAGGAGGCACCGGGGGAGGCUCAGCUGGGGGAACUGGAGGAGGCAACGGUGGAGGUUCAGCCGGAGGAGGCACUGGAGGAGGCGCCGCUGGAGGCUCUGGGGGAGGUAAUGGUGGGGGAGCAGCGGGAGGUGGUACAGGAGGAGGUGCUGCUGGAGGUUCUGGAGGAGGGUGCGGUGGAGGUUCGGCUGGCGGAGGUACUGGAGGAGGCGCUACUGGAGGCCCUGGAGGUUGCAUUGUUCAACAGGGCGUUAACGAUCGACCCUUUUCUCUUGGUGCUGGUUUUCCCAUUGGGUUUUCCCAGGACUCUUACGCGAAUGCGAAGGGAUCUCAUCUGUUGA
Molecule: messenger RNA, 822 nt
Organism: Akanthomyces muscarius
Lineage: Eukaryota; Fungi; Ascomycota; Sordariomycetes; Hypocreales; Cordycipitaceae
Exons: 6
Coding region: 1-822 (273 amino acids)
Source: RefSeq, a predicted model, not a curated record